This is a messenger RNA of Magallana angulata, 2919 nucleotides long. RefSeq names its product acetylcholine receptor subunit alpha-like. Gene Ontology annotation, biological process: regulation of membrane potential; signal transduction; chemical synaptic transmission. Gene Ontology annotation, molecular function: extracellular ligand-gated monoatomic ion channel activity; neurotransmitter receptor activity; transmembrane signaling receptor activity. The transcript is spliced from 4 exons. The record is from RefSeq and is a predicted model, not a curated record. Gene Ontology annotation, cellular component: membrane; synapse; neuron projection. Bases 110 to 2308 code for a protein of 732 amino acids. Lineage: Eukaryota; Metazoa; Mollusca; Bivalvia; Ostreida; Ostreidae.
UUGAUUAAAUGACAGACUAAAGAGCUCAUUUGCCAAAACGUUGAGCCACUGGUCGUUCGUAAGCAAAUCCUUAAUUAUGCCGACAUCUUGAACACAAGUGUAUUACAGCAUGGCGGACAAAUGGCUUUCUGUCCUAAUUGCCGUGAGUUUUCUUUGCUUUGUUUCCGCCAACACCCCGGAGAAAUUCAGAACGUGGCUACAAGCCGAACCUUUCAAGUCCUAUAAUAGACGUAUUUUCCCUCGACUUAUUCAGACUGAAAAUGUUACAGUCACCAUCAAGUAUUAUCUCAUCGCCAUUACGGGCUUUGACGAGAUUUCCGGACAGAUGGAUACAGUGGGUUAUAUGAAGGUUAACUGGAAUACCGAGCUCUUGACGUGGAAUUCUACCGACAUCCCUGUCAUCACUUUGCCGCAGGACAAUUUCUGGCUUCCAUCUUUGGUAGUUGCCAACUCCGUGACCUCACUUUUUGAGGUUGGUCAUCCUAGUUACCCGGUGCGAAUUGAGAACAAUGGAGACUGUGAGUGGACAGUAGGAAUUGUGGCAAAGACGGCGUGUGCUGUAGAUGUUUCGUACUAUCCCUUUGACAUACAAACCUGUAAAGUCACCCUGAAUCCAUGGGGAUUCACUGAUAACCAGAUUUACCUGACGUCUAAUCAAGAUUCAAUCGACCUGACGCAUUACAUGGAGAACGUCCAAUGGGAACUUUCCAAUUCUACAAUCGAAACAAAAUCCGUCAGCAGUACGUCUUUCUUACAUUUUACAAUCGUUAUGAAGAGGCGGCCUGGCUACUUUGUUAUCAAUAUCGUAAUCCCUAUUCUAAUUCUCGGGCUUCUCAACGGCAUGGUUUUUAUAUUGCCUGUGGACUCCGGGGAAAGGGUCGGGUUCGCGAUUACAGCUUUCCUUACUUUUGCCGUGUUUCUGACUAUGGUGUCUGCGAACUUACCGCGGGCUGCCGAGCCCAUGUCCCUCCUGUGCUACUUUCUGACGCUGAUGUUGGUUUUGAGUGCCCUGUCCUGUGUUAUUACGAUCAUGACGCUCAGAGUUUAUCACCAAGACGAGGACACAGUUGUCCCGAGGUGGCUCAGACACGUGGUUUCUUUCCUGAAUUUUGAAAAGUUCAAGAAGUGGUGUUGCUCCUCUAAAAAGAGUAAAAACUCGGUCGGUGCCGACGACGACUCCGAUGAUGACGAUUUUGACGAAAACGCACUUCCGGUCAAGAAGGGUUUUGAUGACAAUAAGUCGGAGACAUCUUCUGAGGAAACGAAAGAAGAAGAGGACGACACACUUCAUAUUACGUGGCGGAAAGUUGGGAAGACGCUAGACAUGUUCUUUUUCGGGCUGUUCGUUCUCGGUACCUGUGUUAUUGCUGCAUUCUUCUUGGACCAGUUGUGGAAGCCCACCAUUGUCCUCUCCAACUCAGUGGAAUCUCUCAAGGAGCUCGGAGACAAGAGUUACCGGAUCCGUAUAGAUAACGACGGCAACCACGAGUGGCAGGUGGGAAUUGUAUCAAAGACAGCGUGUUCCAUUGACAUUACCUACUACCCCUUUGACAAACAGUCCUGUAAUAUAACUUUCAAUCCGUGGGGCUAUACCAUAGACCAGAUCGAUUUCAUCACCCCCGACAUGUCUGUAGACUUGACUCACUAUCAAGAAAACGUGGAGUGGACCAUUGGCAGCACAUUGGUUGCUAAAGAAGUGAAAGACAACUCUGUCUAUAUCAACUUUGUUCUGAACCUGGAGAGGAAACCCGGUUACUUUAUAGUCAACAUGAUCAUCCCUAUCCUUAUCCUCAGUCUCCUGAAUGGGCUGGUGUUUCUGCUGCCAGCAGACUCGGGUGAACGCGUCGGAUACGCCAUAACGGCCUUUCUGACGUUUGCUGUCUUCCUUUCAAUGGUCGCUGAUAACCUUCCGAAAGCGUCCGAGCCCAUGUCCAUGCUCUGUUACUUCCUGACCCUGAUGUUGUGUCUGAGCGCUGUGUCCACCAUUGUGACCAUCUUUGUUCUCCGAGUUCAUCACCAGCACGAGGAGUCAGAAGUCCCGAAAUACCUGCGCCACAUCAUUGCAUUCAUCAAAUGUGAUAAAUGCAAAAAGUUGUGCUGUCCCGAAGACACUCUUAAAGAGAUAAAUCCUGAUGAUGAAGAGGAGGAAGAUGAUGACGAUGACGAACUUAAGAACCGGGAUGAUACCCUAUACAUUACGUGGAAAGUGGCUGCUAGGGUUCUGGACUACUUCUUCUUUCUCUUUUUUCUAGGGUCAACAUCGGCUAUCACUUUCUUUUUCCUCAUUCCACUUGCGCUGGCUGCAUGAGAGAGAGAGAGAGAGAGAGAGAGAGAGAGAGAGAGAGAGAGAGAGAGAAAGAGAGAGAGAAUGUUUCAUUGUGUACGACGUGAUUUCAAUAUGUAUUUUUCCGUGAUUUUUAAGUAUAUUUUCACAAAUUCGUAUUUUUUAAAAUAGUGCUUGCUGGUUAUUCUAAAAUAUUCCAGUUAACAUUACUAUUGUUAUUACUGAGCGUCAAGAAUUUUUUUGGAACAUAUUUUUCAUAGAUGAUUUAGUUACAUUUGUCUUAACGAUUAUGAUAUCACGAGUGACAAGCCAGCUGAAACCAAUUGUGUUUCAAAUUACUAAUAAAUUGGCGCAACCACGUUGCAUGCAUUGUUUUAAUUAAGCCGUCGUUUAAAAAAAUGUUAUGAAAAACUAUUGACCCAGUUUAACCGUAAUAAUAUUGUAUAUCUAAUCGCCAAAACAAACGCAUUGUUUUGGAAAUCCUGAUAACGAAACUCACCUACCGGAAAAUGGUGUAUCACGUACUUGGCAGGAUAUCGCCGGCUAAUGACCCGAUGAUUGCGUUUAAGAUAACAUCAAACUGUCGUAUUGUUUUACGCUAGGUCAGAAGAAUAAAUUGAUAUGUAUAUCCUUUA